AUGCCGCUGGAGGCGCAGGACGCCGCGUACGUGGCCCUGGAGCUGGCCGUCGCCGCGCUGUCGGUGGCGGGCAACGUGCUGGUGUGCGCGGCGGUGAGCACGUCGAGCGCGCUGCAGACGCCCACCAACUACUUCCUGGUGUCCCUGGCGGCGGCCGACGUGGCGGUGGGGCUGCUGGCCAUCCCCUUCGCCGUCACCAUCAGCCUGGGCUUCUGCACGGACUUCCACGGCUGCCUCUUCCUCGCCUGCUUCGUGCUGGUGCUCACGCAGAGCUCCAUCUUCAGCCUGCUGGCCGUGGCCGUCGACAGGUACCUGGCCAUCCGCGUCCCGCUCAGGUAUAAAAGUUUAGUCACUGGAACACGAGCAAGAGGGGUCAUUGCUGCCCUCUGGGUCCUUGCCUUCGGCAUCGGACUGACUCCAUUCCUGGGGUGGAACAGUAAAGACAGUGCUACCAACUGCACGGAGCCCUGGGAUGGAACCAUGAAUGAGAGCUGCUGCCGUGUGAAGUGUCUUUUUGAGAAUGUGGUCCCCAUGAGUUACAUGGUGUAUUUCAAUUUCUUUGGGUGUGUCCUGCCACCACUGCUCAUAAUGCUGGUGAUCUACGUCAAGAUCUUCACAGUGGCCUGCAGGCAGCUUCAGCGCACCGAGCUGAUGGACCACUCCAGGACCACCCUCCAAAGGGAGAUCCACGCGGCCAAGUCGCUGGCCAUGAUUGUGGGGAUUUUCGCUCUGUGCUGGCUGCCAGUACAUGCCAUCAAUUGUGUCACUCUUUUUCAGCCAGCUCGGGCUAAGGAUAAGCCCAAGUGGGCAAUGAAUAUGGCCAUUCUCUUGUCACAUGCCAAUUCAGUUGUCAAUCCCAUUGUCUAUGCCUACCGGAACCAAGACUUCCGCUAUACUUUUCACAAAAUCAUCUCCAGGUAUGUUUUCUGCCAGACAGAUGUCAAGAGUGGGAAUGGGCAGGCCAGGGCACAGCCUGCGCUCAGUGUGGGCCUAUGACCGAGGCCCUGGCCUCUUCAAGAAGGCACAGGUUCACCAUAAACAAAGGGACAGAACAUGACAGGCUGCUUCUCACUGGCACCUCACAGGCAUAGAUGCUGCCUCUUCCGAGCACAUCCCUGGAGUUACCACAUAUCUAGCUAGUAUGUAUGUGUCAUUAGUAGGUGCCAAUGGUUGACAGUUAUAUUUAUGGUUCUUUCUUGCUGUUCUUACUGUGUGGAUGAUGCUGAAGCCUUGAAGGAUUCUAAAAGAUUAUUUUGUUUUUAAGAGUCUGCCUCAUUCAUCAUGGAAAAUGACCGAAAAUAUUUUAUUAUGAAACAAACACUGUGAACUACUAUAAUGCACAUUUUUUUUAACUUAGAGGUAAUGGAAAAAUAAAAGUUCGCUGUACUAAAAAUGUAUACUUGUACCUAGGAAGGUGACCAGGAAAAUUAAAAGUAUAAUUCUUCAAUCAAGAAACUGCCAUAUUGGAC
This is a messenger RNA of Cynocephalus volans (Philippine flying lemur), 1469 nucleotides long. RefSeq names its product adenosine A2b receptor (gene ADORA2B). The record is from RefSeq and is a predicted model, not a curated record. Gene Ontology annotation, molecular function: G protein-coupled adenosine receptor activity. NCBI's taxonomy places the organism in Eukaryota, Metazoa, Chordata, Mammalia, Dermoptera, Cynocephalidae. Gene Ontology annotation, biological process: adenylate cyclase-activating G protein-coupled receptor signaling pathway; G protein-coupled adenosine receptor signaling pathway; vasodilation. The transcript is spliced from 2 exons. The coding region runs from base 1 to 996 and encodes 331 amino acids. Gene Ontology annotation, cellular component: plasma membrane.